Molecule: messenger RNA, 4148 nt
Organism: Dreissena polymorpha
Lineage: Eukaryota; Metazoa; Mollusca; Bivalvia; Myida; Dreissenidae
Product: leucine-rich repeats and immunoglobulin-like domains protein 3
Exons: 16
Coding region: 1-1848 (615 amino acids)
Biological process (GO): axon guidance
Molecular function (GO): calcium ion binding; protein binding
Source: RefSeq, a predicted model, not a curated record
AUGGCCUCUCUAGACGCCACAAGCUGUCGACUCGAACCCAAGAACGGUUUCCCCAGCACAUUGAGCGUUCUGGGAACCGCCGUUCUUCGACACUUCCAUUAUCUUCAUAGGGCCAUCCCUCGUAAUCCUUGCCUGUAUCUCUGCCCAAGGUCAGCAACGCCCGUCCUCUACGCUGCCACCUCCGCUUUCCCCGUCCCUCUUCCGGUGAUGAAUAUAGCGCGCAACCAGCUCUCAUCCCUACCCAACGAUGCAUUCAGAGGACUGCAGAACCUACAGACACUGGAUAUAAGCGAAAACUCGCUCUCAUCCCUACCCAACGAUGCAUUCAGAGGACUGCAGAACCUACAGACACUGUGGCUUGAUCGCAACCGGAUACGCAAAAUUUCUCGGGCGGCGUUCGGGGACUUAACUCAUCUUCAAGAUCUUUAUCUCGAAAAUAAUCCUCUCAACUGCGACUGCCAGCUGCGAUGGCUCAUUGAGAGAAUGCAGGUCAGCCAGUCUCUCAAAGUAGAUUCAGCCGUGUGUAGUGAGCCCGCGCACCUGAAGGGGCGUAACAUAGCGAGCGUCAACCCAAUGGCUCUCAACUGCGGAACACAGAUAAACGAUUUCAACGAAUGCGCGUUCGACCCGUGUAAAAAUGGCGCCACGUGCAGCAACGUCCAGUAUGCGUUCUCAUGCACAUGUUUACCAGGCUGGAAGGGAUAUAACUGUGACCAGGAUCAGAUACCCAGACCCCAAAAUCAGCCAAAACAGAUAUUAACGAAUGCUCGCCCGCUCCUUGUAAGAACGGCGCCACGUGCAGCAACCGCCAGAAUGCGUACUCAUGCAAGUGUGUUCCUGGCUGGCAGGGAAAAAACUGUGACCAGGAUAUCGACGAAUGUGCCUCAAACCCUUGUAAGUACGGUGCGACGUGCAGCAAUCUUCAGAACCAGUAUUCGUGCCAGUGUUCACCGGGCUGGAAUGGAAAAAACUGUGAUCAGGAUAUUAACGAAUGCUCGCUCGCUCCGUGUAAGAACGGCGCCACGUGCAGCAAUCUCCAGAAUGCGUACUCAUGCAAGUGUGUACCUGGCUGGGAUGGAAAAAACUGUGACCAGGAUAACAACGAAUGCGCGCCCGACCCGUGUAAAAAUGGCGCAACGUGCAGCAACCUUCAGAAUGCGUACUCAUGCACGUGUAACCCUGGCUGGAAGGGAAAUAACUGUGACCAGGAUGUCGACGAAUGUGCCCAAAACCCUUGUAAGUACGGAGCGACAUGCAACAAUCUUCGGAACGAGUAUUCGUGCACGUGUUCGCCCGGCUGGCAGGGGAAAAACUGUGAUCAAGGUAGAUAUCAACGAAUGCGACCUUGCGCCAUGUAAGAACGGCGCCAAGUGCACAAAUCUUCAGAACGCCUACUCUUGUACAUGCUUACCGGGCUGGCAAGGCAACAGCUGUGAUCAAGAGGCGUCAACAUCUCAAGCGCCGGAAUCACAUUCAACUGCCUCACCGACUACGGAAUCGUUGAAAUAUGUGUACAUUGGCAUUGGGCUCGGCGUCUUUGUGUUGGUUGUCAUCAAUGUAGCAGUUAUUGUCAUCAUAACAAAGAAAAUACGCAGGAGGCGUAAUACCCCAAGCUAUCCGAUGACAGACCGCCAACAGAUGACGCAAUGCGUUCCCUCUCAGAUAGAUGCUUUGAGAGAUUAUCAACCACUGGCAGAUCGUGGUCUGAUGGGAAGAGACUAUGAUCGCAUAGCAGACCGUGAUGUGCUUCCAAGAGAGUAUGAUGAGGUAGAGAUCACAGAGACGAGCCUUCAGUCUGACGUCCCACAAUACAGGGCGCCACUAGCAGCAAGGACGAUGGUUACCUAAACCAAUGACUGAAAAGAUGUCAAGGGACAUAUCAAUACCACUAAAACCAAAGGACUAGCCGUAGCCGUAACGUUAAACGAGUGUCACUUGCAACAUAACACCAGUUCCAACAGAGCUUUCAAUGGAUAUACAUGCCCUGCUUUAAAAGACAAGCAAUUGUCCCUUCGCGCAAAACAUCAAGGCAUCAUAUUUUUUAUCCACAUGUAUGCAACCUUGUAAAGUGCGAAGGAAUUGUUUAUAUUGUAAAAAAAAUAAAUAUUUUGCUUAUUUACAUUUUAUUGAUAAAAAAUGUAUCACAAUAACAAUACCAAAUUAAAAUUGAGUUGUUAGUUUAAAGAAAAACAUAUUUAGAUAAUUUGUAUUCUCUCAAACAGGAAUCUGUUUAUUGAUGUUUGCGACUAAUUGUGUGUGCCUGUUUUUCCUUAAUGUCCUUAAUGUAGGAUAUUCUAAUAGUUAAAUAUUUAUUUGACGCUUUCCUUUCGUGAUGUGAGUUCUGUUUAUAUUAUGUUUAUUCUUGAUAUACAAUAACGAUGUACAAUGUGCAUGCAAAUUGAUGUAUUUCUUACGUUUAUCACAUGGCCAUGAGACAAAAUACUCAAACUUUGAAUGACGAGUUCAGCAUACAACCGUCACAUUUUGAAUGUAUGAAUUUCUUUUAUUGAAAUAAUGCGAUUUAAACGAACUAGUUUGCUGAAUAAUGUAAACAAUUAAGUUUAAAACAUUUUUUUAAGUUCACAGACUGUUGGCUUAAUAUUCGUAGUCCGGAAUGUAAUAAAUAUUGGACAAAACAAACACUAAUAUGGCGGUACAAAUGAUUUCAACCCUUGUAUUCAUUUUGAAAUCACAUACCGUAUCAAUUAUACUGUAUACUUAUUUCAAUGAAGCUACCAGUGUUACACAACAUGGAUCAUCGGUGUUUGUUAUGUCCAAUGAAAAUAUUUCGUCUAGAAAUACGGAUUUCCAGAGUUCCGUUACAAUUUUGAUCAAUUUUGCCAAGAACUAUUUCGCUGUUUUCAUACGCUUGAAUUACCUUUCUUGCCGUUUCUUGAAUUAUUUUAGCCCGUAAGUAUGGUUGUAUUUCAUAUUGAUUGAUGAAAGUUAGUAAAGCGAAGUCAACAAUACUAUGCUUAUAUGAGUUAUGGGUAUUCUUGUAUGUAUAUGUAUAUGAACAUCAGUGUUAUUCUUAACGUGUCAAAUUUAAGAUUGUAGAUUUUGUUAUAUAUUACGCAAAUGAAAUGUGAAUGUCGUUGCUGCAAUUCGUCAAAUAGUUGUAUGAAAAAUAGUAUAGCGAGAAUACAUGCGUGGUGUGCACAUACUUGGCUGAAUCAAGCAUCACAUUCAGUCGUGUUUUAAUAUUACAAAAUAUUAUUACUUACGACUGAAGUAGUUUGUUUUUGCAUGAUAUUAAAAUACAUAGAUUGCUUUGAGAAUAGUCUAAAACCGCUUUUUAUCACAUGCUAUACCCUGUUUCCCAUGGUAUACAACCAUUACAUUUUUUUUACACAUGUGUAAUACAACAUUUUUAAGCGUUUUCAUUGGCUUAGAUUUCGUUUAUUGACCAAUCGCAUUUUGUUAUUUUGCUGAAAUGACGUUGCAACGUCAAAUGACGUCACGAAAUGUAAACAACAUUCUGGAUUUAUCAUUAUGUUUUCGUAAAUAUUUAUUUAAUUUGCUCUAAAGCAUGUGAUAAACAAAAAAUGACACUCGUUGUCAUUUCAUACCAUAUUUUAUGAACUCAUCCAGGAAAUUCGUUAGUAAGCUCGCCAAAGGCUCACUUACUAACAAAAUUCCUGAACUCGUUUAAUAAAAUAUGGUAUGAUAUAACAACUCUUGCCAGAUUCUAUAUAUCUUUUUGACACGCAUGAUAUUGUUACAUUGGAUUAAUGCAUUACGCUAUAUUAGAAGUCUUAAUAUUUAUAUUCUUAUAUUGUGAGAAAAGAAUUGAACUUAAUAUCAUAUUUCUGUACUUCGAUAUUAUUUAUUCUAGAAAACUUUAAACUUUAAAUCAUGAACAAUUGAUAUAUUCUUUUGAUGAAUGGACUGUACAGUGUACGCACAUUGCAUGCAGAUAUUUCUUUGUUCCCUUUUUCUUUAAAAAAAAUUAAUGUCGUGCGAAUAUAUCUCGAAGCUAGUGUUUCGUUAGAUUUCUGAACAUAUGUUUCGAUGUUAUUUAUCAUUGAAAUAAAUGAACUGGUACAAUGCACUAUACUUUCUUUGUUAUAUGUCCUUGAGGAAUACACUGACUGUAUAUUUAGAAAAUCGAUUUAGAUAUUAUUGGUUAAUGAGAAAAAUAAUCUCUA